Messenger RNA from Polychytrium aggregatum, 494 nucleotides. RefSeq lists its product as uncharacterized. Gene Ontology annotation, molecular function: protein-macromolecule adaptor activity. NCBI's taxonomy places the organism in Eukaryota, Fungi, Chytridiomycota, Chytridiomycetes, Polychytriales. The record is from RefSeq and is a predicted model, not a curated record. Gene Ontology annotation, cellular component: membrane; endoplasmic reticulum. Bases 57 to 440 code for a protein of 127 amino acids. The transcript has 4 exons.
CCGCCAUCCAGCCCCCAAAUCCACCACCGUCCCUCGGCCUGCAGCCCCCAGAAAUCAUGAUUCCGCAGCUCGGACUUGGCCGAUGGCUCCUGUUCAUCGGAGUGAUGGCCGCCUACAAUGCCGUCCAAUGCUUUGUCCCAUCCAUGAGACUGACCCCCAAGAUCUACGCUCGCAAGGCGAACGAAGUUACCCCACUCAUGUCCCGAAUGAUGGGGCUCUGGACUCUGGUUUCGGCCAUCGUCCGCAUCUACACCGCCUACAACCUCGACAACCGCCCCCUCUACGAAAUCUGCAUGUUGACGUUCGUCGUCGCUCUGGGCAGCUUCGCUUCCGAGAUCUUUGUGUACGGCACCGCCCCCAUCUCCUCGCCCGGCGUCUUCCCCACUCUGAUCAUCACCCCCGUUUCGCUGGCGUGGAUGUUCCUCAACUACCCCAACUAAAUAUGCAUCGACAAUAAAGGGCAAACUAAAGGCGAUCUGCCGCUUGAAUAGCAC